Molecule: messenger RNA, 1194 nt
Organism: Trametes versicolor FP-101664 SS1
Lineage: Eukaryota; Fungi; Basidiomycota; Agaricomycetes; Polyporales; Polyporaceae
Product: UROD/MetE-like protein
Exons: 12
Coding region: 1-1194 (397 amino acids)
Molecular function (GO): zinc ion binding; 5-methyltetrahydropteroyltriglutamate-homocysteine S-methyltransferase activity
Source: RefSeq, a predicted model, not a curated record
AUGACUAUCGAAGCACAGGCUGAAGGAAAGCGCUGCGCCCACGCACACCACGUCGGGUCCCUGCUCCGCCCGCAGAAGCUCCUCCAGAAGCGCAUCGCCUUCCACGCGGGGCAAUGCACCGCAGAGGAACUCAAGGCCCUCGAGGAUGAGGUCCUGCCUGGGCUUCUGAAACUCCAGAAGGACGUGGGGCUGGCCAUCACCACGGAUGGGGAGAUACGCCGGGAUGUGUACACGCAAGGGAUCUUCGAAGGGCUCGAUGGGAUGACCUUCGGAAAUCGCCCGAUGAGCGAGUUCAUGCAAUACUUGCCCUAUGUACAGAUCUUCAAUGCUAUGGGCGUAGACAAAUGGGCAUCGGGUUUCUGUGAGGGCAAGAUCCGUCGUACCAAGCCUAUCUAUGUACACGACUUCUUGGCUGUUAAGCAGCGUGUAGACCCCAAGGAUGUUCCGACCAUCAAAGUCACCAUAUGCCCGCCGACGUGGAUGCAUUCCGCUCACGGCUCCGAGCACACCUACGACCAUGCCGUGUAUAAGAAUGACGCGGAAUACUUCGGAGAUGUGGUACAAGCAUUCCGCGAGGAGAUCCAUGAUCUGUACCAGCAUGGCUGCCGGCGCAUCCAGUUCGACGACGCGGGCUUCUGUUUCUUCUGUUCCGAGGCGAUGAUAUCCAGCAUGGAGGCCAAGGGCGUCGAUCACGAGGAGCUGCUCAGCAAGCACAUCAAGGUCUACAACGCUGUGACGGCUGACCGGCCGGAAGACCUCAGCAUUGGGGUCCACACCUGCCGCGGGAACAUGAAGGGCAUGCACUUUGCUGAAGGAGGGUACGAGCGGGUGGCGAGAAAGUUAUUGUGUGACUUGGACGUGGACGUGUUCUACCUGGAGUAUGAUAACGAUCGCGCGGGAGGCCUGGAGCCUCUGCGAUACCUGCCUUUGAAGAAACACGUCGUUCUGGGGCUCGUCACGACGAAGAGCGGAAAGCUCGAGAGCUUGGAGGAGAUUAAAGAGCGCGUGGACUGCGCCGCGAAAAUUAUAGCCCAGGGCGAGCCAAAGCGCUCUCCUGCCGACGCGCUGGAACAACUCUCGAUCAGCCCGCAAUGCGGCUUCGCUUCGGUCUUCGAGGGGAAUCCGAUAACAGAAGAGGAGCAACGGCAGAAGUUGGCACUGGUAGCACAGGCGGCGAAGGCGAUCUGGGGCUGA